AAUUGGAGUCAUACGACUGGGUGUUUCCUUCCGAGUGGUUUUGAUCAGCAAUCCAUUAGGGGAUCAUGGAAACUUUUUUUUUUUUCCUGGCUAAAAGGAUGAAAACUGAGUAAGUACAUAGAACUUUGAACUUGAAACGGAAUGAAACAAAUACAAGCAAAGCCCUGACAGUCACCACGUCCAUUCAAACCCCUCAUUCUCUCUUUUCAUGUUAAAAGCCGUGAAUGCUUACAGGAAAGUGGGAAUUUAAAACUGAAUGAAAGGAAGCCCACAAAAGGCUGAAAGCAAGGACUGCUUUAAAACCUCAGGAAAAAUGAGGAACUGCUAAGGCAACCUGGCCUGCCUCCAGCUGUGCAACAGGCACUUCGGGUUUUAACCUAUUGCAUUCUUCAGUGCUGUUUUCAGACUCCAGAUUUACUUGGGUGUUGUUUUCUCUCUUCCUGUUAAGCUGGGGCAGAGUCGGACGCCUUCACUGAGUUUUAGGAUGUUGUGAAAAUAAGACAUUACCGGAAGCAACAGUUGGGCAGCCCGGAGCACACUCAGGUUAUUCGUUACAACUAUUAUUUUGAUGUCUUUUUUUUUUUUUUUUUUUUUUAAACCUGGGUCAGCCACUUUUUGCUGUCGUCCAUGGAAGGGCACUUAUUCACCGUCUCAGACUUUUGGGACCUGUGAUUCUCUGGCAUGACCCAUCGGAAAGUUCUUAAGCAGGGAUGGAGCAAACUUGACUGGAGUUGUGGAAAAAGAAGACAGAUCUGUAUAUUUUCAUGCUGACAAAAAAGUAGCUGCUAUGACUUUUCCCGCAACGUGGACAGGGGCCAAGUGAAGCUGAACUGGACAUGGUCUGUCGCCCGGUGUUCCCUUGUCGUCGGCGAUUUUGCCCCCGGCCCUUCUUGGUGGGCUUGGUGGUGGCCAUCUGUCUCUUCUACCAGACCCUGACGCUCCGAGGGACUAGGAAGCUCCCGGCCGCGGUCGCUGGGGCUGUCCCCCGCACAUCCACGUUAACCCAGGCAAGCAGAUGCAAGAAGCGAUUCGCCCAGGACGAACAGUGCUUCCUUCUCUCCGGUAAUGCACAGGAAAUCAGAAAGAUUGAAGAAUCAAUUGAGAGACGCUUUGGCAGUCAUGACCGAAGGGCCAUACUCUACAGACCUCUUUCCUACAGCAAAACAGAACUCCAAUUCCACCAGCGAGUUCUCGCUCAGCAUCGCUAUGCGGUUGUCAUCGCCAAAGAAAGGCUCGAUGCUGGCCUUAGGCUGGGGCCGCUAGAACAAGGUGAUUUGGGUCCUUGGGAUCUGCUCAUCUGCCUGUCUUCUAAGAAAGCUGAUGGAAAACCCUGCGUAUCCAUGGAAGACAUGUGCCAGUUAGGCUUACAUCAAAAGGUAAACACAUUACCAGAAAUACAGCAUCUGCUUUGCAGAAAGGAAGGAUUAUGUCAAAUUAUUAGAAAAUUUCCAGAAUUGCAACUUCCAGUGAGUCCCUCUGUGUGUCUGGAUCAGGAAGUGCAAUUAAAGCCGAGUACUUCGAGUCACCUCUUAAAAGCAGUCAAGUCACAUAUGUGGAAACCAGGAGACUGGAGACAUGAACAGCUGAAUCAAACAACACUCCUUGCUCCCCAUGAAACAAUCUUUAGAGCCGAAGAUCUAUCUGUGAUUCUUAAAGCGUAUGUGUUGGUGACAUCCUUAACUCCUUUGCGUGCAUUCAUUCACUCAACUGGCACGGUUUGGAAUCCACCAAAGAAAAAACGCUUCACUGUCAAGCUGCAAACAUUUUUUGAGACAUUCCUGAGAGCCAGUUCACCUCUUCGGGCUUUUGAUAACAUGAAGGAAGCAAUUAGCAAACUCCUGCUUGCAGCUGAAGUAUUCAGUGAACCAUCUCCUCUGGGACCAAAGACCCUCAAUAGAUGCAGAUUAUGUUUUCAACUUUUAACGUUUGAUAUUGGUUAUGGCAGUUUCAGGUACCCAGUAGUGCUCCAGGUACAUGAGCAUUUACAUUUUCAAGAUAAUUAUAACAUGGAUUUUGAGGACCAAAAUACAGAAGAAUUCCUUUUAAAAGACACUUUCAAUUUUCUCUUCUCAAAUGAAUCAUCACUUUCUGUAUUUUCUGAGAUAUUUCGGAGACUUUAUAGAUCAAAUGUAUUUAAGGGUGAAAACUAUCCAAAAGAAUUAAGUCAGUGUCUGUCUUUAGAAGAAAUUAACUCAAUUAUGACUUUCAUAAAGGAACUCGGGAGUCUGGGACAAUUCCAACUGCUCUUCCCAUCUACCACUCCUGGGAUUCAAUCUUUGAUGCGUGAAUUUUAUGAUAUGGCAAAUCCUAUGGGAAAACCUGGCUCAGUCCUGACCCAAUACUGGUCUCUUUUAAAUGCAUUUGAACAAUUUCAGCUCAUGAAUACAAAGGCACAGCUACAUCCACUGGAAUGGAAUUCCUUCACAGAGGAUGAGAACAUUGAAAAACCACAAGUGUCAUUUGGUACAAUAGAAAAUAAAAAAGCUGCAGUUCCACAGAUUAUGAAUGAAAAUAAAGAAAUACAUUGCAGUAAUGAUCAAAACAUACCAUGUCACAUCAAGCAGAUCUUCACACAUCCACAUUUGGAACUAAAUCCUGAGUUUAAUCCAAAGAUCAAAGAUUACUAUGCUGAAGUCCCAUUUGAUGUGGUAACAGUGACAAUCGGAGUGGAGACAUCUAAGUGUCAGUGCAAGGUGCACCUGCAUGAGCAGGCAGGUCCAAGCUUUUCCAACUACCCCCUGGGUUUAGGAAUGAACAAAAUCUCAAUAUUUGUGGUGGAUGGAUCUCCUGCCCAGGGAGAUACCCUGAUUGCAUACAAACUCACCAUCUAUAGAGAAGACCGCCCAAGUCUGCCCUUGUUUGAGGACUUCACAGCAUGUGGUUUUGUGCAGGAUUGUGGUUUGGUGAUUCACCCAGAGGAAACCUGUGGAUUACAGCCUAUUUCUUCUGACUACAUUGAAGCCAUUUCACAGUCUGAACUAAAAAGGUGUCCAUCUGGGGACAUGAAAGGUCAAUGGAUUGUGCCUUGCCUUAGUUGUUCAGACAACAGGACAUGUGACUGGAGAGAAAUAACUUGGCAGCCCCAUGACUGCCAAUAUGGCGUACUAACUAAGCCUCAACUCCAGCAGUGCCUGGGAGGAAGAAAGAUUAUUUUCAUUGGAGAUUCAACCAACAGAGGGAUCAUGUACUAUUUGAUUGAAAGACUGAAUGAAACGUUGCAGGAAUGGCAGAAGGUUCAUGGCACUAAAUUUUAUCACAACGUCAAUGGUGGGAAAACUUUGAUCAGUUAUUCCUACUAUCCCCAGUUCUGGAUAAGUGCUUCAUUAAGACCAACAUUUGAAAAAGCCCUUGAACAUCUCCUGCAAAGAUCACGUCCUCUAGAGAAUACCGGGCAGACUAUAUUGGUUGUUGGUGGUGUUCAGUGGCUUAAUUCCAAUCACCUGCAAAUUAUUCACAAGGUUUUGAAGAGGGAACAUUUACUCAAUAUCCUAGUGAUCAUCAAAACUUUGGGAAUUGGAUUUCAUCUGCCAGUGGAUGGAGUACAUUUCUUAACACAGAGUGAAGUACAGAACUUAUGGAAAGAAAACUUGGAUAUUCUAGAUGCUGCAAAAAAAUAUGGCUAUGAAGUGGUUGACACAUUCACUAUAACAAUGGGGCGCUACAAAGAAUUUCUGCAGGGAAAGUGUGGCUGUCAUUUUCAUGAGAUAGUGAAAUCAGAGUUAUCCAAAGAAUAUCACUUUAUUAAAAUGAAAAGAUCAAGGAAUCAUAUCGUGGGAAAAUAUUUCAGCAAUCAAAGCAAACUACACCAGCAAGACUCUGUAACAAAUUUUCAAUCAUCGUAUCAUGUCAGAGGCCCAAUAAAUCAGGUUUGUUCUGAAAUCCUUCUCAGCAGGAUGUGUGCGAGUAAAAAGACUGUGUAGGCUCCCUGCAGGAGAACUGACUUUGGACUUGGAGACAAGCCACUCACCUGGACAAUGGUCUAGGAGCCAAACCCUGUGCAUCGCACACAUUUUGGAUUGACCACACACACUCGUGCUCACUGACACACACGUCUACACCAAUACACACAUAGCUAAAACAAAGUAAUAAAGCACUUUUCUUACAGUUUUAU
Molecule: messenger RNA, 4111 nt
Organism: Carlito syrichta (Philippine tarsier)
Lineage: Eukaryota; Metazoa; Chordata; Mammalia; Primates; Tarsiidae
Gene: CPED1
Product: cadherin like and PC-esterase domain containing 1
Exons: 22
Coding region: 837-3920 (1027 amino acids)
Source: RefSeq, a predicted model, not a curated record